Molecule: messenger RNA, 8712 nt
Organism: Melanotaenia boesemani (Boeseman's rainbowfish)
Lineage: Eukaryota; Metazoa; Chordata; Actinopteri; Atheriniformes; Melanotaeniidae
Gene: prrc2b
Product: proline-rich coiled-coil 2B
Exons: 31
Coding region: 226-6930 (2234 amino acids)
Biological process (GO): cell differentiation
Source: RefSeq, a predicted model, not a curated record
UGUUCAUUCUCAGGCCGGGUAAGACCCCAGCAACAACGACGCAAUCGGUUCAAUCCGUGAAAAUUGGGUUUUACAAUCGCAAUCCAUCCUCUGAUUAGCCUAUAUUUUGUGGAAUUUUAUCACUGUCACUGAUCAGAGGAUACUCUUAAGUUGUUGAAUCCGAAUCAGAAGGCACUGGGAAGAGGCGCAAAGAAAAAUUUUCAUACUCGAUGACAUUACAUCGCAAUGUCCGAUCGUUUGGGGCAAAUAACCAAGUCCAAGGAUGGGAAAAGCAAGUAUUCCUCACUCAGCCUAUUUGACAAGUACAAGGGAAAAUCAAUAGAAACUCAGAAAAACACAGUAGUUCCACGACAUGGCUUACAGAGUCUUGGCAAAGUGGCCACAGCCCGGCGCAUGCCCCCACCUGCUCACCUGCCGAGCUUGAAGUCUGAAAACAAAGGAAACGAUCCCAACGUGAUUAUAGUGCCCAAAGACGGUACAGGAUGGGCGAACAAGCAGGAUCAGCCCGAUCAAAAGAGUUCUAUUGCAUCGAUACCACAGCUGCUGGAGUUGCAGCCGCAGCUGGCUUUACAGAAAUCUGUCUCCAAUCUUCAGAAGCCCUCACCAGUAGCCAGUCAGGAGAACACAAACACAGGUGGACCAAAGCAAUGGGCCCAGCUAAAUGGAAAGGCAGUAGAGCAAGAUGGUUCAAGGGCCUCAAACCGACUUCAGCCCUUCUCUCACGAGGAAUUUCCCACACUGAAGGCAGCUGGAGAACAGGACAGGGUUGGCAAGGAAAGAAGCGGCUUCGAUCCGUCGUAUGGGCCCGGACCAAGCCUCCGCCCCCAGAAUGUGACGAGCUGGAGGGAAGGUGGUGGCAGGAACCUUCAGCCCUCGUCCCUGACCCUCAGCCUGCCAGCAGACGCUGAGGGUAAACUCACUGCCCUGGGUGAGACUGGCACUCCUCCAGCUUUGUCUCACCCCCCCUCUGCCACCGGCACCACCUCAUCUUGUGUCGUAACGGCUCAGUCACCAAGCCUCGACCCCAAGGAGCCUUCCCUCCGACCCGCCCAGCCUGUGCGUAGAACAACCGUCCCUACUGCCCUGCAGUACCAGCUUCACCACACUUCAACUGCUGUCUACCAUGACAUGUUGCCUGCAUUUAUGUGCUCUAAAGAGACCCGUGAAGCUACAGGUACAGACCAUGUUCCUACCACUGUAGCAGCCCCAGCCCGAUUUGAGAGCAAACCCACUUUUAGGCAAAAUUAUGCCAAACCCGAACUUGCUAAUGGCGAUGCAAGAAGAGAGAACCGCUUUGUCCGUGCUCCACCCCGACUCUCAUCGCAGCCCAUCCGCAGGCCUGGUGAUAGACCACAGCGGCCAGCCAUUAUUAAUCCAGAAGAUUUGCGGGAUCUGGAUGACCUUGACAAUGACUGUGAGGAUGGAUGGGCUGGACUUCAUGAAGAAGUUGAUUAUAGUGAGAAGCUCAAGUUCAGUGAUGAUGAAGAAGAUCACUGCCCCAGUGAUAAAAACAAGCUAUGGGUGGAGUGGGAAAGGGAAAGAGAGACCCACCGGGACUGCCAAUCCUCCCUUAGUUCAGGUGAGGCGUUGUAUCCCCUGGAGGGUCCUGAGGAGAAUUAUUCCUACCAACAUCACCACCAUGAGCCUCCCAGGAAGCCUAGCAGCAGAUAUCUCUCUACAGACAGCCAGGUCCAGCAGAAAAUCCACAGUGAGCCACUGGCUGACCAGGAUGAUCACCAGCGACAGACUCAGAGUCAGGCACCAGCCAGGGCAAAAUAUGUGACACCUGAGCUGUCUGAGGCUGUUGAAAGAGCCCGCAGACGGCGGGAGGAGGAGGAGAGACGUGCCCGUGAAGAACGGCUUGCUGCAUGUGCUGAAAAACUCAAGAAGUUGGAUGAGAAGUUUGGAAAGAUUGAAAGACAGACAUCAAGGGCAGAAGAUGGCCCAAAGGACGCAGAAGAGAAAAAAGCCCCCCUGUCCCCAAACAUGGAACAGAGUAAAGGCCAUCAUGAGAACUGGCAGUACAGCACUGAAGAAGGAAGUGGGUGUCUGCCAGACAACUCCCCUGAUCAUAGUUACCGGGAAGAGCCUGGCUUUGCUGUGCCGCGCAGCAGUGAAGAUGAUGGCCAGGAACCCUCCUCUCCCUCAGGAGAUUACAGUGGGCACCAUUCAUCAAAACCAAUCCCACCCCGCUUCCAGAAGCAGCCACAACAUCACCAGCAGCAGGAACAAGUGCUCAAAUUACAGCAUUGGCAACAAUCAGGCCAUCCUGCUCCAUCAGGCACAAGCCAUGCACAGCGGGGCUAUUAUCCUCCACAUGUCCUCGGGUUUGAUCCCCGCUGGAUGAUGAUGCCACCUUUCAUGGAUCCCCGCAUGGGCCAAGGACGAUCUCCAGUUGAUUAUUACCCUGGUUCUGUUCACUCUUCAGGAAUGGGAAAACCUGUCUUGCAUACAGACCACUUGAACAGCCCUGGUUCAGAUGAAGGAUGCCAUUCCAACCUGCACCAAGAGAGACGAGCCCCAUCUGCUGAGCCUUACCCAGUGUGGAAUCAAGAUGGCUACCCCUUGCGCAGCUUCACUCCACCUUACCAGAGACUGCAUGAAAACUCAGAUAGUGGCCAGCUUGGAGACAGAGCCGAUGCUGCGCCUUCCCAAAAGGACUCCUAUGACGAUGGUUCCAUUGACUGCUUGACUCACUCUCAAGAUGAUCUUCCCCAUCAUUCUUACCAGAGCCGUGGCUCAGACAAAGAACACCAUAACCAAGGCCUGCUCACCACUGCUCAGAACUGCUGCCAAAAUCUUUCAGAGUGUGAAUACAUUAAACAAGACUCUAGAGACAAGCAUCUGAAAGAUGGUCUUGAGUCCCAUAGUGAAACUUUUGAUGGCUCCAAGGAUACCUGGAAAAGAGAUGGAAGCCAGAAACAAGAUGGGGGAAUCAACAGUUCCCAAAAUCAGUGGUCUGAGGCCAGUUCCAGUUCCAGCAGCAGUGUCAGCCAGCCAUCUGAGACCAGUGGUCGGACUUUGACUCGUAGAACCGGGCCCAUCAAGAAACCAGUUCUGAAAGCCCUGAAAGUGGAAGAAAAGGAGAAUGAAAAGCCUAAACCUGAACCUGAGGAGAAACCUGUCCCCUAUCGUCUAGAGAAAGAAGUCCUGACUAAUGUUUAUGACUUGAAGAAAGAUAACCAGCCACCCAGCAACAGGCGUUCAGCCUCACCUGUUGUUGAGAAACAGCCUGAAGAGAGGCAGCGUCUAUCACCAGCUCCUAGCAAAACAGAGAGGCCUCUCAGCACCUACAGUGAUGAUUUUCUCAAGGAAAGCAUUUGGGGCAGUGGCAAGAGCCAGUCACCUCGAGAUUGCUUGGAAAACCGAGAACCUCAGGCACCACGGCGCAAUAACUGGAUCUUCAUUGAUGAAGAGCAGGCCUUUGGUGCAGUCAGGGGAACAGGAAGGGGGCGAAGUCGGGGAUUCAGGGAUUUUGGCUCUAGAGGUGGAACCCGUGGUGGCCGAAGUGGAGAUAAUCUCAGAGGUGGAUAUAAUAAUAACAGCAGUGGCACUCAGCGGGCAGGCAGAGGCCGAGCACCACCCAGGGACUUUGUGAAGGUUGAGGAGUUUCAGAGGGGCAAACCCCGAAGGAGAAAUGUCAGUGAGACCUUGAGUGAAGCCUCAGAGUAUGAGGAACUUCCCAAGAGGCGACGUCAGAAGGGAUCUGAGAAUGGAGAUGGGCACACAGAGUCUGGAGAAGUUCGUAAGGCUGAUAGAGACUCUUGGAGAUCCAAUAAGAUAUACACAGAUGACCAGACCGCCUCAGAUUCCAGAGAAAAGAACAAGGCCAGUCGGGGUUUUGGAGGUCGUGUUCUGCCUCCAAGACUGAAUACCGCUGGUAGCUAUGGGCGAAACUUUGCAGGAUCCAGGGACAUUUCUACAUGGAGGGGCCGUGGACCCCAGUAUAGCAGCAACAGUGGAUCCAUGCAAGAAAAUGGUUAUGGUCCUGGAGCCGAGUCUACUUACUCCCGCAGAUCCUUGGUUGAACGUGAUGCUCUCAAAUACACUCCUAAAUUUACUGGCUCCUUCUUAGAAAAUGGCACUGAGGACCGUGAAGGCGAGUACUACUUUGAGAGUGACAACCCCGACAGACAGAUAUUAAGGAGACGACGUCCUCCACGUCAAGACAAACCACCUCGUUUCCGUCGUCUACGACAAGAACGAGAACCUGGUUCUAAUCAGUGGACGAGUGAUGAGUACAUAAAUGGAGACUUUGCAAGUCCUUGGCAAAGUCGCUCCAAAGGCAAUGGAGAUGACAAUUGGCCAAGUGGCCACUACUCUGGACGUUCUAACCAGCAUGGACAGACAGAAGAAUGGGACACAGGAUCAGACAAUAGUGACUUUGGUGAUUGGAGGGAGAAGAGAGGUGGAAGUGGAGGUAUAGCUACGCAGGGUCAUGGUGACAUUCCCUCAGACUCUGUCCACAGUGAACCAGGCUCUGGAGAGAAGAGGGAACUUUCCAAGAGAAGCUUCUCUAGUCAGAGACCACUGGUGGAGAGGCAGAAUAGGAAAGGAGAGCCAUCACUGCUGGAUGCAAGCAAGAUGGUGCGCACUCCUGAUAAUGCCUCCACUUCGUCAUCUAACAGAAGUGACACUUGGCAGAAUGGAGGAACUUCUUGUAAAAGCAGGAGUCCAGAUGAGUCUGGCCCAGUCUACACCAUAGAGCCUUUGCCAGAGGACAGGGAGCCCAGUGAACCCUCAGGGAAGAAAUUGGACAAGGAGCUGAAGCCAGGCCCUGUCAAAACAGAUAUUGAUGAACCUCUCUCCCAGUAUGAGCUAAGCAGCUAUCCAAUUGAUGGAGACACAGGGGGACCAGGAUCAAAUCCAGAUGGGUACCAGGAUGCCUUGUCCAAAAAGCAAAGACGCCCACAGGAAGAUGAGAGAAGGAGAAAAGAGCAGGGACCUGCUGUGCCAGUCAAAAACAGGACAAUCACAUCCAAGAUACCACCACGCUUUGCUAAAAAGCAGGGAAACAUGAGCAUUGAACAGCCAGAGGAAACUAUUUCUUCUCCUAAUAACCUGGGAACUGAAAUCUGGGAGACAAACAGCUCAGCUCUUUCAGUACAGCCCUCAGCUGGAGACUCCUGGACUAAACAAGUGUCUUACACUGGGAGUGAACCUAACUCUGAGGACUCUGAUGCUGGCCCAGAACAGAGUAAAGAACAGCACAAACCUGGGCCCAUUGGAAAUGAACGCUCCCUAAAGCACCGCAAGGGCUCGGAAGGUGUGGACAGGUUGGAAGGUGGUCCCAUCACGCCAGUCAAUGGUGUGGAUCUCCAUGUGGACACUGUGCUACCUGUGCCACCUAUUGAGUUUGGUGUCAGUGCCAAAGAUUCUGAUUUCAGCCUGCCACCUGGCUCUACCCCAGUGCCCGUAUCCAACCCCGUAAAGCUACAAGAUGCACUUACUACGAAUACAUCUCUAAAUCAGAGCAUCCCUAUUUUGCGUUCCACCCACCUGCAGCCUAGCAUUAACCUCAACACCAUCUCCUUCCCAAGUGCUGACCUCACACUAAAGAUGGAAUCGGCACGCAAGGCUUGGGAGAAUUCACAGUCCCUCCCAGAACAAGGCUCCCCUGGUGGAGGUGCUUCAGGUGCUCAGCCUCCCUGCAGCUCUGGUUCAUCCACUGGUGUCAGCUAUAGUUCUUUUGGAGUUUCCAUGCCUCCCAUGCCUGUUGCAUCAGUGGCCCCUUCCAUGUCCAUGCAAGGAAAUCCUAUUCCUCCAUUGUAUCUGGAUGGUCAUGUCUUUCCCAGUCAGCCACGCCUUGUGCCCCCCACCAUGACCCAGCAACAGACCUAUCCCCAGGCAGCUGCAGCCCAGCAGAUUCCCAUCUCUUUACACACACACACAUCACUUCAGGCUCAGGCUCAGUUGGGGCUUCGAGGGGGUUUACCUGUCUCUCAGUCCCAAGAGAUGUUCAGCUCCAUCCCCCCCUUCAGGUCCCAGGUUUACAUGCACCCAAACCUGUCACAGCCCAACCCCAUGGUGCUCUCUGGUGGGGCCCCUCUCAAGGGCCCCUACUCAGCUUUCCCUGGCAUGCAGCCUUCAGACAUGGUGAAACCACAGUCAGGCUCACACUACCAGCCUUUGAAUGGCAGCCAGCAGCUAGUCUACGAUAGCCAGAUGAACCAGGGGCCUGGUAUGGGGUCUUCACAAUUAAUGGACUCUCAGCUCAUUCAGGUUACUAUGCCUCUGCCCGGCUCCCAGCUACGGUAUGGUUCAGCUCAACAACAUCUCAUUCUACCACAGUCCAUCCAGCUGCAACAAGGACAGAACCUCUCAGUGGGAGCACCACGGCGAAUGUUGCCCCCAGGCUCCCAGCCUGGUGUUAUGACUGGCAGCAGAGAGGGCUCACAGAUGGAAAUGAAAAGUUUCCAGUUCUCUGACAAGCCCAAUCAUUCCCCUGGCUUAUCUGGAAGCUCCUACAGACCUGGCUCUGCUAGCCCCAGCGGAAAGCCUUCUGGUCCUGGGGGGCCUGUAGGCCCUCUGCCUACACAUUUUACUCAGCAGGUCCCAACUGCUCAAGGCAGCAUGGUAAUGCACAUGCGCCCCCCUACCACAGGCCCCUUCCCCAACCCUAUCCAGAGACCUGUUAUGCAGGUCAACAAGGCUGUCAUCAUCCGCUCCCCUUCCUACCCCAAUCCUGGCCGCGACCCUUCCCAUUCUACCCCUCCUUCGGUCCCUGAGCCCCCAAUCAAAGGGCCAGAGGAUGGCAUGAAGAGUAAAACAUUGCGAGAAGUGCGAAAGGCAGUAGGGGAGGGCAAAUCACCAUCUGGGGUCAUGACCAGCAAACUCCAGGAGCCCCUGCCCUCCACUGGUCAAGCCAAACCAGCACGCACUGGAGCCAUCAAACCCCAGGCUGUCAAAGUAGAAGAGGGCAAGGCAUAACAAUGGACCUUAAAAUCCUCAUCACCACCAAGCCUGCCAACACAAAGCUCCUUGACCAAUGUCUGAGCCUUCCACUUUAUCCCAAGGCACCGAGGCAAGGGGCAUACACAUGCAGAUAUAAUGAAUAACCCUUCUUGGACUUUCAGAACUGGGCACUAUUAUUUCACACCGCGUAUAGAGAUAUAUAAAUAAAUAUAUAUAAAUAUAUAUAUAUAAAUAUAUACAUACAAACAGACCGUCUUUCAAGCAGAUCUCUUCAAGAUUCUCUUUAAUUUAUUAUUAGUCACUUUUAAGGGGAGUUUGGUGAAGACAAAAGAUAUGUUGUUUUCUUGCAAAUGGGGAAAAGGAAACUGGCCAACUCGGAUGGUUCAUUUUUCAUACUGUUUUGCCAAACUGUAUUUACUCACUGUAUGUGGACUCUAGCCCUAAAUACCAGGCAAGACACUUGAUACAACUUACAAUGAAGCAAAGUCUGUUAUUUUCUUUUUAUCAAAUUUGAAAUGCAGUGGGGCACUUUUGUUGUUAUCUUUGGUAUUUUGCUGGUAAAUAAAGGUUAUCAUUAUGACCACCCAUCCAAGUCACUGGUGAAGGACUUAUUUUAUUAACCUAGAAAAACGCUCAUCUCCAUCAAGAGCAUUACCCCAAAAAUGGAUCUCUGGAGGUACCGAACAGCCCUUUCACUGUGGCAGAACUGCUUAGAUUGGUAGAAACUAUUUCUUUUCUCAGAACCUUCCUUUGAUUUUUUUUUCUGUUAACAUUCAGUUUGCUUACUUUAUUCUACUUGUCAAUUCAACAGAAAAGAUGAACAUUUACCAAAAUCGUGUUGCUUCCAUGGGAACUUGACUGGCAUUGACAGCGUGUGCAUGUGAUGUGCUGAAUGUGUGUAAACCUGCAGAACUAUUUAGAAGCUAGCAACAAUUCUUAAAGACUGUCUCUGAACUUGGCAUUCAUUAUGCCGACAUCGUUAUGGAUUUUGAUAAACCAAGCUGGCAACAGUUCUGGUCUCAUUGUGAAGUUCCAGGGACGGGGGGGAAGGGGCGCAUUCACAAUUGCUGUAAAAGGAUCCUUGAAUAGCUUACUGAAAUGUUUACUUUCUUCUUGCUUUGCUUGGGUUGUAAUGAAUCAAACUUUUGUUAUUGAACAUGUGAUGUGACUUUUUCUUUUUCAAAACAUCUCUCACCCUGAACUGACAUCCUUCAUUUUCUUCCGAUGUUCCUUGGGCAGUUAUUUUAAAUUACUUUGAGGUCCCACUAAACAUUACUGUGGGGAGUUAAAGCAGUUUAUUAAACAUCAGGUCUCUGAAGUGGCACUAGCAAUAAAUGCAGCCUAAUUAUAAUUACAAUCAGGGUCCAAAUAAACUUUUCUGUUUAGAGGCUAAUCCUUACAAACUAGAGGCGUUUAGCAGUGCUUGUUCAUCUUAAGAACGGUCUUUGUGUUUUUUUGUGAGCACAAAAGUUGGGCUGGACUAUGAAGGACUUUCAGUGUUAGAUUUGAAAUGUGAAGCUGUUGGAGAGAUUUUUUUCCUUUUUAUUUUUUUGUUUGCUUAUGGACACUUCUUUUUAAACUUAAAAUACCAAUGUCAGAACUGGUUAGAUGUUUAGAUGUUACUGCUUACUAUAAUGCUCCAUGGCACUACAAAAUGUUCAUCAUUAUGACCGUGUUUCACUGGUAUAUGUGUAAAUGCAUAACUGUACAGUUUGGCUUUGUCAGUGAGGGAGGCUUAAACCUACAUUUCAUUUUAGAUAUUGUGGCACUAUAAAGGAUUUAAUGUGGAAAAGGUCA